Messenger RNA from Schistocerca americana (American grasshopper), 1178 nucleotides. RefSeq lists its product as uncharacterized. Bases 112 to 762 code for a protein of 216 amino acids. Lineage: Eukaryota; Metazoa; Arthropoda; Insecta; Orthoptera; Acrididae. The record is from RefSeq and is a predicted model, not a curated record. The transcript is spliced from 6 exons.
GGGAAAGAAGAGAGAAACCCUUGAGGCUACGCUGGAAUUUACAAGGAGUCCGUCUGCACCGUCAAGAGGAAUCCACAGCAACUUCCAAGUCAGAAAACCGGUGUUGCAGACAUGGUAGUUCUAAAGCAGUGUUGCUGCGGAUGCUCCCUCAGGGCUGGGGCCAUCAUCAUUGCCAUCUUCUUUGUGGUUUCGAGCCUUGUGGACAUAGGAACGUCAGCGAACAGUCUGAACACCUAUCACUACAUCGAUGAUGAUCUAAGUGCAGCCAUCGACAAAUUUAAUAGGCACGUACACGAAGACUUCGAGAAGCCACUCAUAAAUACAGGUGAUACUCUCAACAAUCAUUUGGCUCUGGAGGGCGAGGACGGCAGAUUGAGCAGCACAAUGGAUAAAGCACUAUCCCAGACUCGAGUUACUAAGGCGGAGUUGAUUUUAGGCGUCUUCUUCUCUAUUAUCCAGUUUCUCUGUGGCCUACUUCUCAUCUGCGGAGCAAUUCAGGAAAAGGCUGGCAUACUUCUUCCAUGGGUGGUUGUAGAAACCCUGCUACUCAUAGCAGUGACUGUAAUGGGCAUUGUCUCAUGUAUUAAAGCUUUUGCUGUUAUCGAAUCAACUAUCGCCGGCAUUAUUACAGUUGUUUGGGUCGUCCUCUACUUUCUGCUCAGCGUGUACGCCCUGGUGGUCGUGUACAGCUACUACCGGGAUCUCCGUGAUAACCCACGUCCUGUCAGGCUGAUAGAGGAGAGCGAGGGUGCAGAAAUGUGAAGAGAGGUCGAUUCAGUUGAGUGUCUGCGUCACCAUUACCUGCAGAUUCAGAUUUCUUCUAGCGCAUAUAGCUAUGAAUGUCGAACGAAUCAAAGUAAUCAGCUGUCACUUUUGGUUUGGCAGUGCAUAUACAAACCAUGUACAACAUCUAUCAGGAACAGUGUCUACAUUUUAGGAGCGAUAUACUAAUGAUUCCACUUGCUGUUUCACUUUUCACAAACAGAGAAUGUCAUAAAUAAUUUCAGAGACCAUUCAUGUGCACAAGAAUUCGUUUCACACUAUUCUCAAGAGAAUUUUGUAUAUGUCACCCUCAAUUGCUGCAUCUAACAAAGCACAGUAUCUGCUACACAAUUUGCUCGAACAAAAUAUACGUAUUUAUUUACAUUACGUGUAUUUCCAUUUGUGUAAGUGAAUGA